CUCGCUUUCCCGUCCCUGCCAGAAAGAACAGAGGGCAGAACGUUAUGCAGACAUGCAGGUGUGGCCGGAUUUGCUGCGACAUCCAGGUUCCAGUCCCACCGAGAACGGCCUCAUUCUUCCGCCGCCGGCCUUGAUCGAGGCCUGUACCCUGAUUAGGCUGCUCGGGAGUAAAAUUUAAGGUAGGCACCGAGCCGACGACGAUCGACAGGAGAAAAGGGUUAAAAGGCGGGGCAAAAGUCGAUCAUUCAUCCCCCUCCAUCACUCACCCAACCAUCUCAGCAUCUCACUCUCCUCUCAACUUCUCACUCUUUCCAUCAGAUAAAAAAUGCAGCUCACUUCGUCGCUCUCGAUCGCCUCGGCCGCCCUUGUUGCCCUCCUGGCUGUCUCGCCUGCGCAGGCCGCUGACAACCGUCAGCUUGUCCGCUUCGACUCGCGCUACUACCGCUCCGGCGACGACUUCUGCUCGGGCUGGAAGUACAACUGCGAGCACUACAAACCUACCGACAAGACUCUCAAGUACAAGUCUGACUACUGCCAGCCUGGCGACUUCCAAGGCAAGCACACUGAGACCGAGGCCAGGGUCUUCUGCAUCUACCACAACGAACAGGGCGACAAGAGCAUCAUCAAGCACAUUGCCAAGGAGACGGGCGACGCCCAGAUCCAAUAAGUGGCUUCAGUCCUCGCCUCUACUGUCUCUCUCGCCUCCAGCAGGGCCAAUCUGCUCUUGAUUAAUCGAGGCUCGGACUCUUGUAAUUCCUAAGGACAUUUAUCUUUUUCUUUCCCCUUUCUUGAGCUUGCUUCUCUUGUGAUUAUUCGUGUGAGGACGAUUGCGCUGUGCGCGCCUGCUACGAGUC
Messenger RNA from Acaromyces ingoldii, 854 nucleotides. RefSeq lists its product as hypothetical. The transcript is spliced from 3 exons. The coding region runs from base 326 to 667 and encodes 113 amino acids. The record is from RefSeq and is a predicted model, not a curated record. NCBI's taxonomy places the organism in Eukaryota, Fungi, Basidiomycota, Exobasidiomycetes, Exobasidiales, Cryptobasidiaceae.